AUGCCACCUAUAACUCAGUAAAAACGCUUCUACUUUCUAACCAAAAAUCUACUCAUGCCUUUAUACUGUGGCAUAUAAGUAUGUGUUUAUAAUAUGUUUAGUUUAUUACAGCUUAUGGACACUGUAUAGAGUUAAAAGAUUCUGAUAUACCAGUAAAACAUGUUACGAUUAUCUGUUAAUCUUAGUCGAGAACUGUUACGUUCAUCUAAAAAUGUUCAGAAAUUAACGCGGUGUAAAUUCAGUCGUCUUGCAUAUAAUACGACGAAUGUUUCUUUGAGAACUAAUGUUCUCUUCAAUGUGCAUAAACAUUCGAGAGUUCCCACAAUUUAUAUCAUACGGUUUCAAAGCACAGUUGAUUCAAAGGCAGAGACGAUUGCAACGAAUACGCAAGAAAAUGUAACCUCUCCUGCACCUGCGCCACAAGACACGAUAGGAAGUGCAAAGACCACAGAAACGAGUCAAAGUUUUAUAAGUGAAAUACCAGAUGCACCUAUUCCUCCACCAAGCGAGGAAGUGACAAGUGCCGUUGCUGACAUACUAACCGCGACUGGUGAGCCUACGUUUACAAGCUUAGGUUUAGGAGGAUAUGGACCAGUUGGUAUUGCUGAGUACGCUUUAGAGAUGCUACAUGUUUCUUGUGGUCUUCCAUGGUGGGCAGCAAUCAGUUUACUCACUAUAAUUGUAAAACUCCUUACAAUUCCACCUACGAUAAGCAUGACUAGGAACAAUGUGAGAAUGUGUAACAUCAUGCCACGCGUGGCAGAAUUACAAGAAAAAAUGUCAAUGGCAAGACGAGAAGGAAAUGCGGAAGAGGCUUCUAUCACUGCUUAUGAAUUACAGCAUCUUCUUAAAGAAAAUAAGGUCAGCGCCUUUCCAUUCUUCAAUGCAUUUUUUAGAAUUAUACUACAUAUACCAAUAUUCAUAGCCUUGAGAGAAAUGGCCCUUUUACCGGUUGAAAGUUUAAAGACUGGUGGACUUUGGUGGUUCACAGAUCUAACUGUUCCUGAUCCAUAUUAUGUAUUACCAAUAUUUACCAGCAUAGGACUGUAUAUAGUCACUGAACAUACAUUGAGAAGUGGUGCUGUUGCUAAUCCAUCUCCAACAAUCCGAUAUUUAAUGAGAGGAGUACCCAUUAUUACAUUUCUCUUUGGAAUACAUUUUCCAGGGGUAAGAUUGUUCUAUUUUUUAUUCAUUUAUUUUCUUAGUGUAAAUAUUAAAAUGUGCACAUUCUUUCAGUCUGUUUUAUGUUACUGGGUUCUUUCAAACUUCAUAACCAUAGCACAAAAUGAAAUUUUAAGAAAUAACAAAGUUAAACUAUUCUUCAAUAUUCCACUUCCUGUGCAGCACAAAACAAUCGUUACUGACGGCGUUUUAAAGAAGAAAAAGUUUAAGGAGUCAUUCACUGAGUCUUGGACUAAUAUGAAAAUAUCUAAGAAAAUGGCAAAUCGCCUUCGUGCAGACGAAUUGCAAUUCAAUCAAGCUGGGAAAGGUCCCAUAGUAAGAACAUUCAAAUAUAAUCCAGUAACACAACAGUCAGCAAAGUCGGCUUCAGCAAUAAAGAAAUAAUAUUAGACAAUUGUUAUAUAUGUUUUAUACAAAGUGUGUAAUGUGAAGUCAGAUAGUAAAUAACAUAACUGUUAAAGAAAAUAUCUGCAACAAAAACUUUUAAUUGAUAUCCUCAUACAGAAUAUACCAUGAAACCUCUUAGAUGGAAGUUUAAUCUUGCAGUCAUUUGUACAUAAACACUAAAAAUGCUGACACAAUAAAAAAGUUUACAGAAA
Messenger RNA from Megachile rotundata (alfalfa leafcutting bee), 1781 nucleotides. It is a transcript of the gene OXA1L, whose product is annotated as OXA1L mitochondrial inner membrane protein. Gene Ontology annotation, molecular function: membrane insertase activity. Lineage: Eukaryota; Metazoa; Arthropoda; Insecta; Hymenoptera; Megachilidae. The record is from RefSeq and is a predicted model, not a curated record. Gene Ontology annotation, biological process: protein insertion into mitochondrial inner membrane from matrix. Gene Ontology annotation, cellular component: mitochondrial inner membrane.